This is a messenger RNA of Bolinopsis microptera, 2435 nucleotides long. Its product is annotated as sodium-dependent phosphate transport protein 2B-like. Gene Ontology annotation, molecular function: sodium:phosphate symporter activity. Gene Ontology annotation, cellular component: membrane. Lineage: Eukaryota; Metazoa; Ctenophora; Tentaculata; Lobata; Bolinopsidae. Gene Ontology annotation, biological process: sodium-dependent phosphate transport. The record is from RefSeq and is a predicted model, not a curated record. The coding region runs from base 123 to 2000 and encodes 625 amino acids. The transcript is spliced from 13 exons.
UUUGGUCUCGACAUAAGCUCCAUUCAGAUUCUCACAACAAGAUUAAGAACAAGAAUCAAAAAGCUCAGAAUUUCAGUAAAGUUAUCCUCGAGCUAGAUCUAGAGCAGCAGAACCGCGAGGUAAUGGUGGAAUCAGAUCAUAGAGGAAGUAGGAACGGGAGUGUCGUCAUCAACCCUGCCUUCAGUGACCUAGAAUGUGGACAGACUGCCUCUCAGCAACCACCCAAGGUUACAAGUGAAGUAAAACGGCCGACUGCAGACGCAGACGCAGUAGUAACGACACGACGUCAGAGCUACGUACGAAUGGGAGACCCGGAGGAUAGGAGAAUGUCGUUGGGGAAGAGGAGGAGGAGCACCAAGGAGGAUAUCUGGGAUGUUACCAUGGAUCUAGAGGAGGAGGUGGAGUAUGUACCCUGGUCUGAAAAGACGGAAUUACAAAGAAUUGGCUCAGUUUUGUGGAUUAUAGGGAGGAUCCUGUUUGCAUUCCUGUGUAUCUACCUCUUUAUUAACUCUCUAACAUUCCUUUCUGCUGCGUUCCAGUUAGUCGGGGGCAAAUCUGCUGGGGCUGCAUUUUCCCAGGGCUCAAUCAUGAGUAACCCUAUAGUUGGACUAAUGUUGGGUGUUCUGGUGACAGUACUUGUUCAGAGCUCCUCUACUUCUACUAGUAUCAUAGUCGCUAUGAUCGCCGCCGGCAUAUUGGAGUUGACUCCAGCAAUAAACAUAAUCAUGGGGGCAAACAUUGGGACAACAGUGACGAAUACAAUUGUCAGUAUGGGACAAUCAAUGGACAGGAAACAAUUCCGUAGAUCCUUUGCAGGAGCGACAGUUCACGACUGCUUCAACUGGCUGUGUGUUGCAGUGUUCCUCCCAUUGGAAGCUCUCUUCCAUCCGAUAAGGUUUCUCAGCGAGAUUAUAGUGAAAGGUGUGGGCAAAUCUUCUGGAGAAAACCAAGAUUUCAUCAAAAUCAUCACGAAACCCUUCACGGAUAAGGUUAUCAGAAUGAACAUCAAGAAAGUUCUGGCGGAAGUCACAAAGUUUUGUUCGGAGGACAGUCCCAAGUACGACCCUGAAUUCUGUCAAGUUUGGAAGGACACCACCCUUAUGAAGCAAUGUAGGGAUCAACAGGGAGAAAUCGUCAAAUGUGGAUUUAUUUUCUCUGAAACAGGUAUGAGUGACACCUGGACAGGUCUGAUACUAAUGAUACUGAGUCUGCUGAUGCUGUGUCUCUGUCUAGCUGGCCUUGUUAAGACACUGCAGUCCAUCCUGCUGGGUCCAGUAGCUGGGGCACUCAAGAAACACAUUAACAGUGAUCUUCCUUACCCUUUUAAGUGGCUUACUGGGUACUUGUUCAUGGGGAUAGGAGUGGUGUUCACCUUCCUGCUUCAGAGCAGCAGCGUGUUCACCUCCACUCUAACCCCCCUUGUAGGACUAGGUGUGAUCAGUAUUGACAGAAUGUACCCGCUAACUCUAGGGAGCAACAUUGGCACCACCACUACAGCCAUGUUAGCGGCGCUGGCUUCAGAUAGUGAUGCUCGUACUACUACCAUUCAGAUCGCGGUGUGUCACCUUCUGUUUAACAUCUUCGGAAUCGUCCUCUUCUACCCAGUACCUUUCAUGAGACGUAUACCUAUAGCUGGUGCUAAGAUCCUCGGUAACACUACUGCUAAAUACAGAUGGUUUGCUAUCGUGUACCUCCUAAUUGUGUUCCUUCUCAUCCCCACCCUACUACUAGGCUUCUCCCUAAUUAGCAACAUUGUCUUCUACACUUUUAUUGGAAUAGUGCUUCUACUCAUACUAUCAGUUAUAUCUAUAACUUUGAUGCAGAAAUACGCUAAAGACAGAUUACCCUUGAAACUACAAACUUGGGAUUUCCUUCCCGAACCUCUCCACUCACUGAAACCCUACGACCGCCUCAUAACCUCGUUAUUCUCAAACUGCACGUGCUGUAAAUGCGGCACGCAGCCCCUUGAUGACCUGACUGUGUCCUAUGGGUACAAGUGAGCGGACCCCUGCAGCCCAAGAAGGGUCGUUGAAAGCAUAUGGAAAUCAUAACGAUAAUGAACUGAGAUCAGCUUGAAGUUGAGAGUUUAGGUCGGGAUAAUCAACAGACUUAUGCUGGGAAACAAACAGACAUCUGGUUCAGCAUAAAAUCUAAAACUAAGAGUAGCCGGGGCAAGUCGGGAGGUGAACUAUUGGAUGUCAGACUAGCCUAGUAAAUAGGUUGUACCAUUAAGAAAUUUAUAUAAGGGAUCUCGAUUGCAUCCGCCGGGCUCCAAAUCACACAAUGAAGAUCCCCUUUCCAAUUAACAUCCCCUUCCCAAAUGUAUAACUAUUUUAAUUUCUAGUUCAACACUGAAAAUUAGCAAUAUUUUAUUUUUACCAGUGAUCCUACAGGUACAAAUGUAAUCCUGGCCAUACGGUCUGUUCUCCAAUCUC